AUGGAACUUAUUAAUCAUAUGGAAGCUGUGGAAGAACUAUUAAAAAAUAUUAAAAGCAGCACGUUAAGUGAAAAAGUUAUUGAAGAUAUCAAAAGGAGUAUUAAAGAACUUAGCGAUAUAUCAAAGACUUUUGAAAAUUAUCAGAAUAUCGUUAAUUACGACAUCAAGUUACGUCAAGUAGCAGAUUAUUUAAUCAACGAGAGUUUAAUAAUUUCUCAGGAAUCUGAGAAUCCAGAUAUUAGCAAUGAUCAGCAGCUUUUUUGUACUUCCUUGAAUUAUUUAAAAUUAUUAGUUAAUGAAAUAGCUUAUCAAAAAAGAAUAGAUAUUAUACAGGAUGUGUUGAACUCUUCUUGUAAAAAAGAAAUCUUGUUUAAUAAUGCUCGGUCAGCGGAUGAAGUUAAUAAACGCUACCGAAAUCUCUCGUUGAAUUUCCAUCCAGAUAAAACAAAUCGGCCUAAUACCCCGUGUUCCCUUCAAGGUGAACAUAAAAACCUAGGUAUUGAACUAUUUAGAUAUAUUACAGAGAUUAAGAAUAGCUUAUUGACCAAUUAUGAGGAAAUCUUAAGUAACGAAGGCUGGACGUUUCAUAAAAAAAAUGCAGACGAAUUCUGGAAAAUUACGAUUGACUACCGUAAUGCAGCUAAAGGACAGUGGGAUAAACUAAAACUACUAAAGAAAGAUGAAAUCUGUAAAUUUUCUUCUGAAGAACUGGAGCGUAGUAGCGUGAAUUAUGGAUUGCUAGCCUAUCAGGAAUAUAGAAUGGCAUGUAAAAUUGUUGACAAAGCUAAACAGUUAAAAGAACAAGUAAGAUUACGAGGAAAUAUCGCAUUAUGUUUAUAUGUAUCUAACAGACUUUUAGAAGCUCAGUUAUAUGCAUUGUCAGCAAUUAAGUUACAAUUUAAGAAUUCUCAUGAGGUCAAGUUGCAUGAUUUGAACGAGGCAAAAAAAAUAUUUGAUAAAGUUAGAGGUAGGAAUACUUACGAGGAAAUUCCUGAAUUAAGAACGGAGAUUAAACUGAAAGUUAAUUCUGAAAACACGCGAGCUUUAGUAAGAUUAUUGGAUCAAGGGAUUUCUUUUUCCGACAAAAAAUCUUAUCAACGAUCAAUUGAUAAUGAUAUGCUAAAAAUAAGUACUGAUUUAAUGCUCAAAGCGGACCGCAGUUUGGUUCGUUAUCAAAUACCAAAAGAUGAGAUCUUGCAUGUCAAGUAUCAAUCUACUAAACUUAAGACUGUAGGAGGACUUAUUACGACAACUGGAGUAGGUGUAGGAUUAUCAGUAACUGCAGCUGCUGGCGUAAAAGUUAGUACAGCAAUUUUGUUGGGAGUUAGUACAGUCGGUGGUCCAAUUGGGUUGGUAAUUGGAAUAAUUACCUUUGGUUUAGGGAUAUGGGCCGGUUCAAAACUAUGGAAAAGUGGAAAUAACCUGUCAAAUGUGCCCACUAUUCUCGAAAAUAUCAAUAAUAUAAUGAAGAGAGCACUUAAAGCUUAUGAUGAUGGCGAUCAUCAGCAGUUUAUCAAUGAAUUAUCUGAAGAAUAUAAAACAGGUACCAGUCUUAUAAGGUUAGUCGAACGUUCAGAUGUAAUAAAUCCUAAAGAAAUUAUAGAUACGCUUUUAAGCUAUGGUUUCAGACCAGAUGGAAUAGCCUACCUUUUAAUUUUGCUUGGUGAGGUCUUGAGUAGCGGGAAAUUAAAAAUUGAAGGAAAAACAACGGGGGAGUUAGUGUCGCUAGCAAAGGACGUGCUUUCUGGGAUGAGUUCCAAAAAGCUUGAAGAGAUGGCCAUAAAGCUCGAUGAACGCAUUUGUGAAUUACGAAAAAAGAACAACUUGCUUAAAAUUUUCCUUAAUAGAUUUACAGAUUUUGUUACUCUUAAGGAGUAUAGCAACAUAGCUAAGGAACACAUUGAUGACGCUCAAAAAAUGCCCUUUUUAUCAAGGUUAGAAGAAAUGCGUAACAUCGCAGACAUUAAUCUGGCAAUUUUUGAUAUAAUUAACAGUGGUGAAGAAGAAAUACAACGAGCUAAAAAAACUAUUGAGAAAAUACGAGAUAAGAACGACCGUUAUAGUUUCGCUGAACUGCGCUUAGAAGUUUUGGAAGAUUUUUUAUCGGUCGUUUGUGGUGUAGAAUCACCUCAAGAAUUUCCUCAAGAUUCAUUCAAAUUACCUAAAAUCACUUUUCCUAUGGAAUCUGAAGUUCAAUAA
Molecule: messenger RNA, 2199 nt
Organism: Funneliformis mosseae
Lineage: Eukaryota; Fungi; Glomeromycota; Glomeromycetes; Glomerales; Glomeraceae
Source: the annotation of a GenBank genome assembly